Molecule: messenger RNA, 5241 nt
Organism: Paramecium sonneborni
Lineage: Eukaryota; Ciliophora; Oligohymenophorea; Peniculida; Parameciidae
Source: the annotation of a GenBank genome assembly
AUGUAAAACAUUGACAGAAUCAGAAAUAAAUUUCUUAGAAUACUUAUUAAACAUCGAUUCGUUAAAAGAUUACUUGGAAAACAAAGACUCAAUGAGCAAUCCUAUUUCACUGUAAAUUAAGGAGCUCUUGCUUGUUUCAGAGAAUUAUGUUAAUCAUUAGCAUGUAAUAAUCGCAUCAUGUACUAAAAGUAUUUAAUUUAGUGAAGUCAAUCUUUCAGGCUGCAAUAUUAAUGUGUAUUUUGCCAUUGAGUUGGCCAAACUAGUAUAGAAAAAUACAAACAUUGAGGUGUUGCAAUUAGCUAGUUGCAAAUUAAAUUCCUUCUCUCUAAGUUGCAUCUUUAAGGCGGUAUUAGUGUAUUGAUCAACUCUAUAGAUGAUCGAUCAUACAGGAUUGGCUCAAUUGAAUUUAUUCAAUAAUCAAUCCUUUACUCCAACUGUUGUACAAGACUUUAUUAAGUAUGUUCUUAAAGGCAAAAAUCCUUUGAUUGAAAUCAAUAUUAGUCAUUGCAAUAUUGAAAAUGCUUAGUUAUCAAUGAUUUUACCUAAUCUUAAAAACCUUAAGUCACUUAAAAGACUUAAAAUGGGGUUAAUGAAUCUAAGUUCUGAGUCAUUGUUAGCACUUUCAUCUGCCAUGUUAAAUUAUACAGGUAAGAAAUUUUUGGAUUAUCUUGAUCUAUCAUUUUGUUAAAUAAAAAAUGAUGGACUUAAAUUACUUAAUAAAUCUCUCUAUUUAUCGGUGAUAACAUCUAUAAAUAUCAAAUCAAUAAAUUUGUCAGGUAAUCAUAUAACUUAAGAUGGUGUUGUACAUUUAGAAUAAAUCCUUCUAAAAUUAAACAUUGAAGAAUUAAAUUUAUCAAGAAAUAAAAUCUAAGAAUUUUAAAAUUAAGAUGUUCUAAAAAAACAAUUAGUAAAAGUAGAUUUAUCUAGUAAUCUUUUUGAAGAAAUUCCAAAUAACUUCUUUCUAAAUGUUUUAUCUAUAAAUUUAUCAAAUAAUCAAAUAAAUACUCAAGGAGCCUAUUAAAUUUCACAAGUACUUGCUUAUAAGAAAGUUUAAUGGAUGGAUCUGAAUAUAAAUAACAAUAGUAUAUAAACUAGAGGAUUCAUUUCUUUAAUCUAUGCUUUGAUUGAAAAUAAAUCUUUAACAAAUUUGUCAGUUGCAAAUAAUGAUAUUAAUGGAGAAGGUAUUUUAGUUUACAUUUUCAAUCAUGAACAAUUAAAUCUUUAAUAUUUAGAUUUAUCUCAUAAUUACUUAAGAUAUGAUUUAGUCUAUGCAUUAAUUUCGAUGAUGAAAGAAUGUAAAUUAAAAACAUUGGUUCUAUCUUAAUUAAGAUAAGAUGAAAAUGAAAUUCCUAGUGGUAAAAAUGAAUUAUUUGAGAUAAAAUGUGCAAAUUUGAGAGAACUUGACUUUUCAUGCAAUUCUCAGAUUAUAAUGCCAAUUCUCAAAAGUCUAUCAAAAUAAUAUAAUCGUUUAGAAUAUUUAAACUUAAACAAUUGUUAAUUGAUGAAAAAAUCAGAUAGAGAAAGUUAAGUAAAGAAAUCUGACACUUAGACAUUAGAUAGAAAGAAAUCAGUAGAAGUUCAUGUUAAGAAAUCAGAAACUUUAACAAUAGAUUUGAGAAAAUCUGGAGAUGCAAAAUUCUUAAAUUUUGAUGAACAAGUUUUUAUAGAUUAAACAGAAUAUAAAGCUUAUGAUCAAAAUAAAUAAGUUUUAGAAUGCAUGUAUAAUUUAUUAUCUAAGACUUAUACUUUGUAAACUUUAUGUUUAGCAAACAAUAAUUUAAAUUUUUUAAGUGAUUAAGAAUUGAGAUAUUUAGAUAGUUAUUUUGGAAAUAAUUUUACUUUGCUAUCACUUGAUAUAUCUAAUAAUAAAUUAAAAUCAAGAAUAACACUUUUAGUAAAUGGAUUAAGAAAUUGUGGAUCUUUACGAUAUUUGAAUAUUAGCAAUAAUUAAAUUGAAGAAGAUGAAAAAGUUAUCACACACUUACCAAAAAUAUUUUAAAAUCCAAGUUUACAAUAUAUAGAUUUAUCAUUGAAUUCUAUUCAUAGUGCAACAUUUCAAAAUAUGAAAACAAUUCUUUAAACAUAAUAUAAAUAAUUUCCAUAAAUGAAUUUAAGUUAAUUAAAACUUACAGCAGACGAUCUUGUUAGUAUUAGUGAAAUAAUAAGUGAAUCAUAUUCAAUUAGAAAAUUAGAAUUAUUUGGAAAUCAAUCAAUUGAUUAUUUAAAUAAUGUAUUAGUAUAUGGAGAUAAUGACAAAGUUAAAUCUCUUUCUAUAAAUAGAUUGAAAUUGAGAGGAGAUAUAUUUUUAAAUUUAUUAAAAAUAUUAGAAUAAAAUUAAAAAUGGGUGAAAAUCUUAGAAAUUUCAAAUACACUAUUAAAAAAUAAAUAAUUGAGAUGUCUUUUAGAAAGAUUAAAAUAGAUGCAUUCAUUAAAAGCCUUAAUAAUGGAUAAUUAAUAUUUUGAAAGCGAAGAUGUAGUUGCUUCUAUAAAAACAGACUUAUAUUGUUCUUUAUUAAAAUUAAAAACUUUAUCAAUACGAAAAUCAACCCUUUCUGUUGAAUUUUUUGAAUUUAUUUAUAAACUAUUAUCAAAUUCAAAAAAAUUGAAAGAAUUGGAUCUAAGUGGUAAUCAAAGUAAUGAUUAUGGACGUAAAUGCAUCAUAUCUUAGGAAUGUAUUGAAUUACUAUCUUUAGGAAUUUAAAAUAAUUAGAAACUAAAAAAUCUUAAUCUUUCUAAAUGUUAAUUAAACGAUGAAGUAAUGUAAAUAUUCAUUGAUACAUUACCAUUAAAUAAUUCUUUAAUUUAAUUAGAUAUAAGUGAAUGCAAUUUAACUAAGAUUAGUUUUUUAAGAUUUAAAUAAAACUUUAAUCAUAAUCCAUCAUUAUUAUAAAGAUUAUGUUGUUAAUUAAUGAUCGAAGAGAUUCCAACUAAUCUUGUGAAUAGUUAAUGUCUUUCUAAUUUAUUCUAUCUUGAUAUAUCUAAAAAUAAAUAAAAAAAUAGAAGCAUUGUUAAAUUAGUUCAAUGUUGUUAACCUAAAAAUAUCUUUUAGAAUCUUUUCUUCCUUAAUUUGGAAUAAUGUCAUCUCAAUGAUCAUCAUUGUAAAGCUUUAAGUAAAUUGAUUGUAAUAAAUUUAAAGGAAUUACAUUUAAGUUAAAAUUAAAUAGCUUAUUUUGGAUUUAAAGAAUUAUUUGAUCCAAUUUUAGAUGGUAAAUCUAAACUUAAAGCUUUAAAUUUAUCUAAAAAUAAAAUUACAGAUGAAUACUUUUGUUAACUUGAACAAAAAGAAUUCAAUAUGAAAAUAGAUUCUUUAGAAUUACUAUCACUUGAUGGAAAUUUAUGUCUUGGUAGAGGUUGUAAAGGAUUUAUUAAAUUAUUAUAAAAUAAUCCUAAACUUUAUAUUUUUAAUCAUUGGGUAAACAUAAGUGAUUAGUUAGCUUAUCUAGUAAUACAAUCAUAUAUUUAGUUUACUCAACUUUAUAAUCUUAAAUAUGGAUAGCAUAAUUACAUAUAAUAAUUAAUAAUAAAAGAGACUGAUUUUUCAGAUGAUUUUCUAAUAUGGUUUGGCUAUAAUUAUUUUUAAUUGCCAUAUUUAUAAUAUAUUGAUUUUUCUGGCAAUUCAAGAUUUUGUACAAGUAUGGGAAAGAUGCAUAUGUAUAUAAACAUGAUAAACAGUUAAGUUAAUUAUAAUUUACUUUAAGUAAAGUUUGAUGAGGUGGAACAAUAAACAUUGACAAUGUUUGAUGAUGGAUUAAUUAGAUAUCAUUUAUUAAAAUAAAAAUUUAGAUUUUAAAAUUAUACAAUAAUGUAAAGUAGUUAUGGAAUCAAUGAUCAAAAUAUUGAAACUGUUAAAUGGGGUUUUAUUGGCAAAUUUGUAAUUCAUAUAAUAAAUAAGUUAUUAUAUUUAUUUUAAGGAUCAUUAACUGAAUUUAGAAUGAGUAGCUAAUUAUAGCAACAUUUGAGAAGAAAAAUGAAUAGGAUGAAAAUGUAUUACAUUUUAGGUUGUUUAGUGGAACCUGUAUUUUUGAUUUUAGCAUUAAUUGUUGCUUUAAUGUUAUAAACACCAAUAACUUAGAAAGAUUUAUAAGAUCACAAUAAUUGUAAAAAUCAAUAUUGUUUUAUUAAUGAUGUAUAGAUACUAACCUUUACUUUAUUUAUUAUAAGUAUUUUAGUUGUUGUAAUGUGCAGUGUAACUAAUUUGAUAUUAGCAAUCAAAUUAAGAAUAAAUUCAGAGCCUGAUUUUUACAUUUUAACAUAUGAAUAAAAAAAGGAAUUGAAAAGGAAAUUUCCAAUAAAAAAAGAGUUACUUUUAUUAGUACUUUAAAUAAUUCUAUAAUGUAAAUAUGUAUUUGAUACUUUGAUAAUUUCAUCAAGUUAUGAUAUAUCAAAUUAUAUUGAAAAAUAUGGAGAUAACAGUUUUAAAUAAAUUCGAAAUAAUUUUUUAGCAUCAGCAUAUAUGAUGUCAAUAAUGAUUUGCAUUAAAUUCUUCAUUUUUUGUUAUCAAGAUUUCAAAUGCACAAUUUAAUUUUUUAAACAUCCAAAUAAAGAUGCUUCAUUUCUUUUAUCAAAUCUUUGGAUAAAGAAUAUAUAUGACACAAAUAUUAUUGUUGAGAAUGUAAUAAGUAAUUUUUGUCCUUAAGAAGGGAUUAAGAUAAUGAAUAGUCUUUAUAAUUUGAAAUAGAUUUAUCAACUUACUUAGUUAUUUGUAAUUGAAUUACCAAUCUUCUUCAUAUAUCUAUUCUACUUUAAUAACUAUUAAUUAUUGUUUUCAAAAAUGGGAUACCAAACAGUGAUAACAGUAACUACAAUAUUUUAAGUUGUUGGAAUGAUACGUAAUGUUAUUAAAGGACUUUUUAAUGCAUAUUAGGCACUUGUAUCAAGACCUCCUGUUGUUAAAUGGUUUGAUAUAAAUGAAUUUCUAUUGUUAAGGAGAUAUCAAUAUUUGGGAGAAAAUAGAUUAAUAACAUAAUAAUAAUCUACAUAUAAUAAGAAAUAGAAUAAUAACAAGAAUCGUGAUAAGAAAAAGUCAUUAUUGAAUUAGUAAGGAUCAUUAAAAACAGGGUCCUAAAAAUCAAAAAGUGAGAGAAUAAUUGAAAAAGUUAGGAGAACAAGUGAAGAUCAUGAUGAAGAAGGUAAGAAACAUUAUAAUUAUGUAUAGGAGAUUUUUUAGUAAAAAAAAAUGUAAUAACAACAGAAAAUAUGUUUUUAGGAAUAACUCUUAAUACCAAAAUAAAAUCAGACUGA